CCACGUGGUUUCCACGCUAACGUAACAAAAAUGAAAUACCGCCGAGCGCCCUAGCGAGGGCCUUCGCCAUCAUAACCUCGCGUGUUCGAAUGGUGCCCUAGCCCAGGGGAGAUCUUUGUAGCCUCUUCCUCUGUUUCGCGAGCUCUUAGACUAUAGCCUGGAAUCGGGCUUCUUGUUUUACCUCUUUCUCCCUCUUCUAGUUAACGAGUGGCCGUUUCUUUUGAACUACUAGGGAGUGCGGAUUAUUUCUUCUGCAAAUUGCGUUUCAUUUUGAAGGUGUUGGCUUGGAAACGAUAUGGCUGGCCUUCCUGGGCUUGGCGGUUCAUCACCUGCUAAUCCGAAUCCGAACAAGUCAUUCGAGGUGCUUCCUGCCCCUACUGAUUCUAUUUCUAGCCUCACUUUCAGUCCAAAAGGGAAUUAUAUGGUAGCUACUUCUUGGGAUAAUCAGGUUAGAUGUUGGGAAAUUCUUGCUGGGAGUAGCCAGCCAAAGGCAUCAAUAUCACAUGACCAGCCGGUUCUAUGCUCAACUUGGAAAGACGAUGGAACAACUGUAUUUUCAGGUGGCUGUGAUAAACUGGUCAAAAUGUGGCCUUUAAUGUCUGGCGGCCAACCAACUCAAGUUGCAGCUCACGAUGAACCUAUCAAAGAGAUUGCUUGGAUCGAGCCAUUGAAAUGUCUUGUUACUGGGAGUUGGGACAAAACUCUUAGGUACUGGGAUACUAGGCAAGCACAGCCAGUUCACACUCAGCAACUUCCUGAAAGAUGCUAUGCUCUAACUGUGCGGUAUCCCUUGAUGGUUGUUGGCACUGCUGAUAGAAAUCUCAUAGUUUUUAAUUUACAAAAUCCUCAGACAGAGUUCAAGAGAAUUGUAUCUCCUCUGAAGUAUCAAACAAGAUGUCUGGCUGCAUUUCCUGAUCAACAAGGCUUUUUGAUUGGCUCAAUAGAAGGAAGAGUUGGUGUUCACCAUCUUGAUGACGCACAACAAAGCAAAAACUUUACAUUUAAGUGCCACAGAGAAGGCAAUGAAAUUUAUUCAGUAAAUUCAUUAAAUUUCCAUCCUGUACAUCAUACAUUUGCUACAUCAGGAUCCGAUGGAGCUUUCAACUUUUGGGAUAAAGAUAGCAAGCAAAGACUAAAAGCUAUGGUUAGAUGCCACUUUCCUAUCACUUGCAGUACGUUUAACCAGGAUGGAUCAAUAUUUGCUUAUGCUGUCUGUUAUGACUGGAGCAAGGGUGCAGAAAAUUAUAAUCCUGCAACAGCCAAGACAUACAUCUAUCUCCAUUCUCCGCAGGAAUCUGAGGUGAAGGGAAAACCGCGCAUUGGUUCCACUGGGCGCAAGUAACUCUGCAGUAUAUUCGCUCGGACCUGUAGUGCAUUAGUUGAAAACAAAUUAGAAAAUCUCAACGAGUGUCAAGUUCGAGCGCUCACCAAGCUCCACCCAAAAAAAAAAAAUGAAAAUAAAAAAAUACCAUAGAUGCCAAUAGGAGUAUUUAUCAUGUCUAUUUUCUUGUUUUCCUUAAAACUUUUAUGUUGCAGAUUGGAGUCCACAUUUUCAGUUUUUUUUUUGGUUGUUUUCCCAAAUGUAAUUCUUAUCCUUUUAGAUCCCUAUAAGCAAACAAAUCAGUGCGUGGUCAUUUAAAACUAAGAAGGGGCACAUACAUGCAUGCCACCCACUUAUGAUAUCUUUACAUAACUGUUGCCUGAA
Molecule: messenger RNA, 1705 nt
Organism: Phalaenopsis equestris
Lineage: Eukaryota; Viridiplantae; Streptophyta; Magnoliopsida; Asparagales; Orchidaceae
Product: protein RAE1-like
Biological process (GO): transcription-dependent tethering of RNA polymerase II gene DNA at nuclear periphery; RNA export from nucleus
Cellular component (GO): nuclear pore
Molecular function (GO): RNA binding; ubiquitin binding
Source: RefSeq, a predicted model, not a curated record